CAGAAUUUUGUUAUGAAUCAGUGUAACCAAAGAGCAAUGAAGAGUUCUUUCGCUAUCAUUUUCACAAUUUGUGCUAUAUUUCAGCUUCUAGGGGCUACUACAGCUGCGCCUCCAGAUGGCCCUCCGAAUGGGCCACCUCCUGAUGGUCCACCCCCUGGACCCCCACCACCAGGAGAAAAACCUCCCGGUCCACCACCAGAUAACGGUGGCUCAAGCGACUCGAGCUCAACUCAAGCAUCUACCACAUAAAUGAUAUGAAAGUUAUUGUUUUCUGGUCACAAUAAUUAAACUUCUUCAAAUACGAA
Harmonia axyridis is the source of this 305-nucleotide messenger RNA. RefSeq names its product proline-rich protein HaeIII subfamily 1-like. The coding region runs from base 13 to 249 and encodes 78 amino acids. Lineage: Eukaryota; Metazoa; Arthropoda; Insecta; Coleoptera; Coccinellidae. The transcript is spliced from 2 exons. The record is from RefSeq and is a predicted model, not a curated record.